CUUUCCUCAUUCCCAACGUAGAAGUGACUGUUUGCGAUGAUGGCGUUGAGUGAAGAAAAGGUACUAUAGAUUAUAUCUGUUAAAAGAUUCGCCAAUGAAGGCGAAACUGGGCUUUCUACUGUGACGUUUGAAGCUAUCAAAAUCAACAUUCUCUUGGCUCAUGAUGUUGGACUAUAUCAAAGAGGUCUGGAAAUGCCAGGCUCAGACAUGUCGUGCCUACAAAUGGUCUGACAGUGAUCUGGAGGACAGGGUUGCCAAUGAUGCUAGAGUUGACCCUCAAAAGAGGCUUUUGACUCCCUUUCUGUUUGACAAAACUGUUACACCAAUUCCAUGUGAUGACUCUGAGCGUUCUGAGUUCCCGUUCCAGUCCACAAACUUCAUAUCCGAAACCUUCUUCAGCUGGUGCAAUCCUGCUCUCAAAGUUGGGUACGUUAGAACAUUAUACCCUGAGGACAUGUACAAGAUCUCCCCAGGGUCGAAGAACGAUGUUCAGUUGUUGGCUGAUAAGUUUAACGAGGUUUUGGAGAAGCGAAAACUAAGAUCUGAGUCAGACUACUUGAAGACACACGGCAUGGAAGACACUCCUUCUAAUAGGGAGUCUCUUUCGAAGGACCCGAACUUUCAGUAUUCAAAGUACCUUGUCGCUCUCUCCCUGCUUGAGGUGUUCAGAAGUCGUUUCAUCUUUUGUCUCUUGAUUAGAGUUGCAGGUGACUUAGCAGCAGGUCUGAACACUCUUCAAGUCCGGAAGAUUGUGUCCAUUGUUGGUAAUCAUUCCAAAGAUCAGCAUACAACAAACGAAGGUUAUGGUUAUGCCGUUGGUAUCUCCCUCGUUGUAAUGUUCCAAGGUCUAGCGUAUUGUCACUAUUUCCAUUCUAGUCAGUUCUGUGGUGGAGAGAUUAGAAGUGUUCUUAGUAAGGUCCUCUUGGAUAAGUCUUUUACCAUCAACCGUGAUGGUAGAAGCCGCUAUCCGCCAUCCCAGGUUACAUCCUUGCUUGCAAAUGAUCUUUCCAAGAUUGAACUUGCCAUUUGGUUCUUUGGCUUCAUCACUAAUUUGCCCCUUGGCCUGGCACUUACCAUCAUUCUGCUUACAGUGAAUCUGGGAGGUGCAUCAUUGACUGGUAUUGCUUACUUCUUGAUUGUAACUGCCAUAACUAGUGUCUUGACUAAACACUUCAUGAAGAACCGUAUCGUGGCCAACAUAGCGACUGAUAAUCGUAUAAGAUGUAUCAAAGAGGUUCUAGCUAGCAUCAAAAUCAUAAAGUACUUUGCUUGGGAAAUCCCUUACAGCAGAUUGCUUGCGGAGUACAGAUCAUCAGAGAUGGCACAAAUUCUUCGCAUUCAGUUCAUCAGGAAUGUGAUUGUUAGUGUUGUGGUGACCUUACCAAAUGUUUCGGCCAUGAUCAGUUUCUUGGUUAUGUUUGGAGCUAACCAUGGACAUUUGAGUGCCACUUCUAAUAUAUUUUCAUCCGUAUCGCUGUAUAACACGCUGACAGGAUAUGUGUCUCAAUUCCCUUCAGCCCUGAACACCGCUGGUGAUGCUAUCGUUGCUCUUAAACGUAUUCAAGAAUUUCUUCUCUUUGAAGAUGAGAAACAAGAUCCUGGCCAUCGUAUGAUUCCUGGAAAUGCUUCUAAGAAUUCCAUUGAGAUUGAGCAUGGGUUCUUCGAUUGGAAUGCUGUAAAAGAUGACAACUUAUCCGUGGAAUCUGACACCAAGGACGAUCAAACUGGAAGCUGUCAAAUUCAGUGGGAUGAAAAAGAAGAGGAAUCACACGGAAAGAAUACUCAUCAAUUCCAGGGUCUGAAGGACGUGAACCUUUCUAUAAAGCAAGGUGAAUUCGUCGUGGUUACAGGACCGAUUGGAACUGGUAAGUCCUCUCUUCUUAAUGCAAUAAAGGGAGCCAUGCCUAGGACAAAAGGGUUGGUCACUAUCGCAGGUGAUGCCACUCUUUGUAGUGACCCUUGGAUUCAGAACACUACUGUUGAAGGUAACAUACUCUUUGGAAGUGAACAGGAUCGUCAAAAGUAUAACAAAGUUGUCGAUGCAUGUGCUCUUGCGUCGGACUUCGACAUGCUUCCUGCUGGUGAUCAGACUGAAAUUGGAGAAAGAGGUGUUAACCUUUCUGGUGGUCAAAAGGCACGUAUUAACCUUGCUCGUGCUGUUUACCAUGUAUAUGGUGAUGAUGAUAGAAAUAUCAUUCUUUUGGAUGACGUUCUUAGUGCUGUUGAUCCUAAGGUCGGUCGUCAUAUCGUCAACGAGUGUAUUCUGGGACUAUUGGAUGGUAAGACAAGGAUAUUGGCUACACAUCAGCUAUCUCUUAUCGAUUCAGCUAACCGUAUCAUUUUCAUAAAUAAUGACGGAACGGUGGAUGUGGGUUCUCAUGAUGAGCUGACAGGGCGUAAUGCUGAAUUUGCUAGAUUGAUGGAAUUUCAACUGGAAACAUCAGAAAACGAAGAUUCUGAUGAAGAUGAUACUGAUACUGAUGAUGAUGAUACUGAUGAUGUUUCGCUAGUAGAUGUUCCAGAUGAAAAAAGUUGUAUUUCCAAAAUGGAUAUGGAGGAUUUGAAAGUGAUUCGCUGUCAAACAUCCAAGGCUGAGUAUGAGGAAAAAACAGCUGGUGUACUCAUGUCUGAGGAGUCUAGAAAAGUGAAUGGGAUUCCUUUGCGUAUUCUUUUGAUGUACCUCAGAGAGGGGUGUGGUAAGUAUGGAAUCAAGUUUUUGGUACCAAGCUUGAUUGCCAGUAUGACUUGUACCACAUUCUGUAUGUUAUUUCAAAAUAUUUGGUUAUCCUUUUGGAGUUCUGAUCACUUUUCUGGUCGCUCAAAUGGGUUUUAUGCUGGACUUUAUGUUCUGUUCACGGUGCUUUUUGUUCUGAGUGCAUGCUGGCAAUUCUGUACUGUGGUGUACAUUUGUAACACUUCAUCAAAGAACCUUAACAUCAAGGCUAUGCACAGAAUCAUGUACGCACCAAUGUCAUUCUUUGAUACUACACCAAUGGGAAGAAUUAUAAACAGAUUCACUAAGGAUACGGAUACUUUGGACAAUUCAAUUGCGGAACAGGCUAGGUUAUUCUGUUAUGGCUGUUUCAACAUGGGCGGAAUUCUGAUCAUGUGCUGUGUCUUUCUUCCGUGGUUUGCCAUUGUUGUGCCAUUUGUAUUGCUUGUUAGUUAUAUUUGUUUCUCUUAUUACCAGGCAUCUGCAAGAGAAAUAAAGCGUAUUGAGGGUAUCCAACGGUCUGUUGUUUUCGCAACCUUUGAUGAGGUAUUACAAGGCCUGGCUACUAUUAAGUUUUACGAUAUGGAAAAGGUCUUUAUGAGAAAGAAUGCCAAACUUAUCAAUAAACAAAAUGAGGCAUACUACUUAUCCAAUGGUAUGCAGAGAUGGCUUGUUGCUAGACUGGUGGUUUGUUCUGCUGCUAUGAAUCUGAUUAUCGAAACUUUGUGUGUCAGCAAUGUUUUCAAUAUCAGCGCUGCAAGUUCAGGUCUGUUGAUCUCUUACUUGGUUUCAUUUUCCACUCAGCUUGUUUCAACUUCUAGAUCGAUGGGUCAGCUUGAGCAGUUUCUCUCUUCUGCGGAAAGGGUUGCUGAAUAUUCUAUGGAACUUCCACAAGAAGCAGCCUACAAUUCAUCAACAGAAACCACGCCAGCCGAAUCUUGGCCAGAACGGGGUGAGAUUGUAUUCAAGAAUCUUUCUAUGAGAUACAGACCAUCUCUUCCUUAUGUCCUUAAUAACUUCUCUGCACAUAUAAAACCAGGUGAAAAGGUUGGUAUAUGUGGAAGAACAGGUGCUGGUAAAUCAACUAUCAUGACUGCUCUGUACCGUAUCUGUGAGCCAGAGAAAGGUACUAUUGAAAUCGACGGUAUAAACACGCUUCAAAUCGGAUUGUACGAUCUACGUUCGAAUCUAACCAUUAUUCCACAAGAGCCAGUGUUAUUCAGAGGUACUAUUCGUCAAAACUUGGAUCCUUUCAACACCACCAGCGACGAAAAGUUAUAUGAGGCAUUGAUCAAGGCUGGUUGUAUCACUGCUUCAGAACUGAAAGAUAUUGGUACUUCAAGCCAUGACCUGAUGUUCCAUCUUGACAGUUUUGUUGAGGAUAACGGUGCUAAUUACUCACUUGGUCAAAGACAAGUUCUCGCUCUUUGUCGUGCUCUGAUUAAAAAGACAAAGAUUCUGAUUCUGGAUGAAGCUACAUCAAAUAUGGACUAUGAAACUGAUGCACGUAUUCAGAAUAUCAUCAAAAGAGAAUUCACCGACUGUACCAUCUUGAGUAUUGCACACAGGCUGAAAACUAUUGUGAAUUAUGACCGUAUUUUGGUGAUGGACAAAGGUCGGUGUGUUGAAUUUGAUACACCUUGGACUUUGUUCAAUUCAAAAGAUAGUAUAUUCCGCUCUAUGUGUGACAAAUCUCAUAUUGUAUCUUCAGAUUUCGAUAGCAGAGAGUGAAUACUUAACAAAGAAAUAUAUAAAAUCUUAUUCUAUACAGAUACUAAUUAAAGAG
Molecule: messenger RNA, 4499 nt
Organism: Williopsis jadinii
Lineage: Eukaryota; Fungi; Ascomycota; Saccharomycetes; Phaffomycetales; Wickerhamomycetaceae
Product: P-loop containing nucleoside triphosphate hydrolase protein
Exons: 1
Coding region: 161-4444 (1427 amino acids)
Biological process (GO): transmembrane transport
Cellular component (GO): plasma membrane
Molecular function (GO): ATP hydrolysis activity; ABC-type xenobiotic transporter activity; ATP binding
Source: RefSeq, a predicted model, not a curated record